CGCGGACACGGAGCGAGAAAUGCUGACUGGCCCAUAUACGCGCAGGAUUAAGCGUAUAAACUGCUAACAAAGUGGUAUCGAUAUAGCGUGGGCGUCGAAGGACUGUUGCAGUAUCUCCAGAUGGGCGGUGGAUCAUGAGUGGAGCGUCCAAACGGAAGCAUCCCUUCUGAACAGAUAAUACCAACUGCAGAUCGAAGAAGGUGAAACAAGCUCCUGCGGGUAGGUGUACCAGCGUUUGGGAGGUCUUUGCAGCUGAUAAGGACUGCGUGGUACAUCGACUGGAGUCUAUUAUCAUUAGACUCCCGCUGGGCCAGUCCACUUGAACGUUCAAAAUUUUCAAAUAUCGAAGGACCCAAUUGUUGAACUUUCAAACUCUCCUCUUCCCAAGCCGGUCUGGCCCUUAUUAUUUCCAUCAAAUAUGCUUUUAAUCAUUGUCCUAGAUCAAGGAUCGUCAUUCUUUCAAUGAGCAUGGUCCUCCGGGACGUAUGUGAUGGUGUCAUCGAGCUUCGCGAUCAUCUGUACGAUCUGGAGAAUGUGAUAGAAGCUGGUAAUACGAGCUCACCAUGUACCCAUGUUCUUGCAGCAAAAUUGGGGGAAGGGGUCCUCCGGGUAGAAAUGCAGCACAGUCAUAGCCAGACGUGCUGGGUAUCUGAACACAUGACUCUUGCCCCAUCAUCGCAGAUAUCCCUCCUCAACCUGAAUUUGAACGUUGCAGCUGGUUACGCCGAGCCAAACCUUGGUCAGCUUUAUCUCCUUCUCAACUUCAACGUUGCAGCUGGUGAUGCAAAGCCAGCUAGCUUUAUCUCCUCUUUUCCUAUCAAGUUCUGA
This is a messenger RNA of Suillus discolor, 828 nucleotides long. RefSeq lists its product as uncharacterized. The record is from RefSeq and is a predicted model, not a curated record. NCBI's taxonomy places the organism in Eukaryota, Fungi, Basidiomycota, Agaricomycetes, Boletales, Suillaceae. The transcript has 3 exons. Bases 463 to 828 code for a protein of 121 amino acids.